Coregonus sp. 'balchen' is the source of this 14701-nucleotide messenger RNA. Lineage: Eukaryota; Metazoa; Chordata; Actinopteri; Salmoniformes; Salmonidae. The record is from the annotation of a GenBank genome assembly.
AUGACUUGGUCUGUAAGCAGUUGUUUCAUCACUCUGGUCGUUCUGUUCCUUUGGCGGGUCGAAGACAUUGCAGAAGCUUGCAGAUGCGCCCCUGUGCAUCUUCAACAGGCUUUUUGCAGUGCAGACGUCGGUAAGGCAAUUUUGGCAACAUUUCUGACUUCUCAGCUUCUCUUCACAUGUUGAUAGAUGGGCUACUACAGUGGUUCUUAACUCCGGUAACCCCAACAGUACAUAUUUUUUAUUGUAGCCCUGGACAAGCACACCUGAUUCAACUAAUCAUCAGGUAUUUUUGUCUGGGGCUACAAUGUGUGCUGUUGGGGAUACUCGAAGGCUGGAGUGGCGAACUACUGGGCUACUACAUUAUCAAUGCGCAGAAUGCAAAAAUGUUAAGAAUUCUCUGGUCUUAAUAAUAAAAAAUCAUGACAUGAUCAUUAAGCCUAUAUUUACAUAUUCUCACAUAAGUAGGCAACAGUAAGCUGGGCUACAGCCAGGUCUCUCCAACCCUGUUCCUGGAGAGCUAUGCUCCUAAAUGUCUUCAAUCCAACCCGCUGUAAUUAACCUGAUUUCAGUUCAUCAACCAGCUAAUUAUUACUCAGGUGCGCUAGAUUAGGGUUGGAGCGAAAACGUACAGGAUGGCAGCUCUCCAGGAACAGGGUUGAGAGCCCUGCUACACGAAGCGUUAUAUUUGGCGUUAGGCCAACACACUAUGCCUACAGUUGAAUUGUUAUUUAUCCAAAAGCAUACAUAUAUCAACUAAGUUAAUAGUAUUUUCCUACAUUUAACCCAAGGUACUCAGUUGUAGGGUGGACUUUAAGUCAAAUAAUAGUGGUAGGCUACAGAUGCCAUAUCUUAAUUUGAGCCAGAUUCACAUCAGGAAAAUUAUCCUACAGCAACAAGAUGUGGAUUAUAAUUGAUAUAUUUUUCUGUUGGCAAAUCAAGUCUGACAUUUUAAAGUGGAAAUUAAUCAUUAGAAGGCUUUUCAAACCUUGAAUACACUCAAAGUUUGCAUUUCAUGCUGUGCAGGAAAAUUCCUGAAACAUGAUGAUCAAAUUAAGAUAUGGCAUCUGUAUAUCACUUAUCUUGGACAGUUAACAUUUUGCUCCUUAAAAAGGAAUGUUAUUCUCAGCCUGACUUGUACUUGAAUUAAGAACGCACACAUGCUUCAUGAUUGUUAAACAAUGUUUUCUCUUUAGCGAAGUAGGCGACUACAAGGCUUCUGUACCCGUAGUAGCCACCAAUAUGAGAUUUUCAUAUUAAAUGGACAUUACACUCAAGUCUAAGUUUGUCUGUUUUCAGACUUCAAAAGUGAUCUUGUGUUGCGGUAAAUCCACCUCCCAGGCUCUCUAUUGUGUAGAUCCAGCUAUAGCCCAAUCCAAAUGAAUGGAGGAGAUGACAGAUAUCAUAUUGCGGUUUUUUUCUUGGUUGCCAAUAUAAAGUAUAAGACUACUUCAAAAUGGAGUUGGCCUCAAUGGUGCUGCCAGUGCUCUCACAGAGACCAUAAUAGGACAGAUUCAAAGAUGGACCAUGUCUGUUAUUCCUCCACUAGAUGGGGUCAUUCCUUCAAUCAUAUUCAGUGGUAAAUGCUCCAUGUGGAGGCUGAAUUUGGUUAAAAGGUAUGAGUUCCUCUUUGGCCAAACUACUCCCUGACCUCUCUGAGACUUCACUCACAUUUUCGGGUAAAUUACCAUAAUCUUCGGCAACCAUAACAUACUGCUGACUUGUCCGAUGGGAAAGUCCCUUUCUGACCUUAAAGUCAAUCUCUCUGUGUAGGGUAUGAUGACAUAUUGAUUAAUCGGUUGCAGAAUGGUUUUAUAUGGGCUAUGAUGAGAACAGAGUUUUUCUAAUCAGAUCACAUAGAUUUAAACUCCUGGAAAAACUCCUGGCCCUAUAGGGAGGAUGAAAACCCUGUCAAAAUGCAGCAACCUUCAAAUCAAAUCAAAGUUUAUUGGUCGAGUACACCCAACGCUUAAUUUGUAAAUUGGGAGGUGCCGGAACAAAAAGUGAGCGCGAGAGGAGGGUGACCUGGGGAGCGCUGAGGUACCGGAACGCAUGAGGGGAAAGAAAUAUCCUUUAUAAUAAAGCAUUGCGCGCAUAUCAUAGCAUUUACGUAGUGGCAUAGAGCAGUAGAGUAGAGGCACUUACAGAAGAUGCACACAUGGGGAAAAUUUUAGUAGCCUUGGGUCAAGGGAAAAUGUGGCCUUUUAUAAACGCAUUUCAUGCAAUUCUACAUCAUUUUACAUGACUGGAGACUUUGGCAGAAUAUUUUUUAAUACCGCACAAAUUAUUGAAAUGACAGGCUACUUUGACACUGACAAACUGAGAAUCUGAGAUCAAUAAAAACAACAUUGAAUCCAUCAAUAGCAUAGGCCUAGGUGUGUGGAGACAUAUUGUAGGCUACACUAUGAGGAGGAAAUUAUCAUCCUAAAAAUGAUAUCCAGUUUUACUGACUCACCCAAUCAUGCGCAGAUCAUUCGCUGGUGAUGGCAGAUGCGUUCGUGCCAAAAGCCUAUCUCUGUUGUUUUACUGUGUAAAACAAUAUUUGGAAGAUUAUCAAAUAUUUUGUUAACCUACAGCAGACAUAUUAGAGUCUUCUCUUUUCAGCAGGAGACAUAUUGUUUCCAACCUAUGUUUUCAUGCGAUUGCUUUUUAAAUAUUGUGAAAGGCCUGUUUUGUCUGCAUGCUGUGUCAGAUUUGCCGCGCGUUUACGACUCUAGGCUAUGCCUUGGUUUUGGGCUAAACACAAUUCACAGCUAGGCAAUAAAAAAUAGGCAUUUUCAUGGUGUAGUAGGCUAUUCAGAAUUAUUUCAUGUCUUUCUGAACAGACAGCAGUAAUUAUAUAACUUUGGCAAGUGUAUUGGAAUGUAUCAGGGGUGCUGCAGCUCCUCCAGAACCCUUCGCGUGUCUAGGAUUCUAUAAGGAAAUAAAUGAUGAAGUGCAACGCUGGAGAGAUGAGAGUUUCAGGCUCAUGUCUAUCAGAGCAGAGAGAGGGAGAGAGAUCAUAGAAAGUGAAUCUUAUUCUAGUUCUGUGAGAUAUACAGUGGGGGAAAAAAGUAUUUAGUCAGCCACCAAUUGUGCAAGUUCUCCCACUUAAAAAGAUGAGAGAGGCCUGUAAUUUUCAUCAUAGGUACACGUCAACUAUGACAGACAAAUUGAGAAAAGAAAAUCCAGAAAAUCACAUUGUAGGAUUUUUAAUGAAUUUAUUUGCAAAUUAUGGUGGAAAAUAAGUAUUUGGUCACCUACAAACAAGCAAGAUUUCUGGCUCUCACAGACCUGUAACUUCUUCUUUAAGAGGCUCCUCUGUCCUCCACUCGUUACCUGUAUUAAUGGCACCUUUUUGAACUUGUUAUCAGUAUAAAAGACACCUGUCCACAACCUCAAACAGUCACACUCCAAACUCCACUAUGGCCAAGACCAAAGAGCUGUCAAAGGACACCAGAAACAAAAUUGUAGACCUGCACCAGGCUGGGAAGACUGAAUCUGCAAUAGGUAAGCAGCUUGGUUUGAAGAAAUCAACUGUGGGAGCAAUUAUUAGGAAAUGGAAGACACACAAGACCACUGAUAAUCUCCCUCGAUCUGGGGCUCCACGCAAGAUCUCACCCCGUGGGGUCAAAAUGAUCACAAGAACGGUGAGCAAAAAUCCCAGAACCACACAGGGGGACCUAGUGAAUGACCUGCAGAGAGCUGGGACCAAAGUAACAAAGCCUACCAUCAGUAACACACUACGCCGCCAGGGACUCAAAUCCUGCAGUGCCAGACGUGUCCCCCUGCUUAAGCCUGUACACGUCCAGGCCCGUCUGAAGUUUGCUAGAGUGCAUUUGGAUGAUCCAGAAGAGGAUUGGGAGAAUGUCAUAUGGUCAGAUGAAACCAAAAUAGAACUUUUUGGUAAAAACUCAACUCGUCGUGUUUGGAGGACAAAGAAUGCUGAGUUGCAUCCAAAGAACACCAUACCUACUGUGAAGCAUGGGGGUGGAAACAUCAUGCUUUGGGGCUGUUUUUCUGCAAAGGGACCAGGACGACUGAUCCGUGUAAAGGAAAGAAUGAAUGGGGCCAUGUAUCGUGAGAUUUUGAGUGAAAACCUCCUUCCAUCAGCAAGGGCAUUGAAGAUGAAACGUGGCUGGGUCUUUCAGCAUGACAAUGAUCCCAAACACACCGCCCGGGCAACGAAGGAGUGGCUUCGUAAGAAGCAUUUCAAGGUCCUGGAGUGGCUUAGCCAGUCUCCAGAUCUCAACCCCAUAGAAAAUCUUUGGAGGGAGUUGAAAGUCCGUGUUGCCCAGCGACAGCCCCAAAACAUCACUGCUCUAGAGGAGAUCUGCAUGGAGGAAUGGGCCAAAAUACCAGCAACAGUGUGUGAAAACCUUGUGAAGACUUACAGAAAACGUUUGACCUGUGUCAUUGCCAACAAAGGGUAUAUAACAAAGUAUUGAGAAACUUUUGUUAUUGACCAAAUACUUAUUUUCCACCAUAAUUUGCAAAUAAAUUCAUUAAAAAUCCUACAUUUUCUGGAUAUUUUUUUCUCAUUUUGUCUGUCAUAGUUGACGUGUACCUAUGAUGAAAAUUACAGGCCUCUCUCAUCUUUUUAAGUGGGAGAACUUGCACAAUUGGUGGCUGACUAAAUACUUUUUUUCCCCACUGUACAGGGCGCUACUCACACAGUCAUGGCCAAGCGUUGGUCUCAAACAUAUGUUACACAAACCAUAGGCCCAACCCGAAUAAACUCAGAAUAUCAGGCCCAGGCUGAAAAUCUAAUUAAAGAAAAGGCAACUCGAAUGAACUUUGAUCGCUUUUAUUAUAAUUUUUACAUUGCAAAUAGCGACAAUUACUUUUCAUGCCAGGAGAGGUAGGGAUCCGGACAAAUAGGUUCCGGAACGAAACAGUCCACAACGGAGAGAUGCCGGAUCAUGUUCCGGGAGGAUCCGGUUCAAAUUAAGCACUGCCUACACCGACUUGAAGAUGUCAUCGCUGAUGCAGCAAAAUGCUUGUGUUUUCUAGCUCCAAAAGUGCCGUAAUAUCUAGUAAUUAAAAAACAAUACACACAUAAUCGAAAAAGUAAAAAAAAGUACAAAUGAUCAGAACAAGCAAUAUCAGAGUCCGGAAUAUAGACAUGAUGGACAGUAUAUGAAUAGAAAAUGUGUGUACAGCAGUAGUUAUAGUAAAACCUUGUACUUACUCAUUUGAAUUAUAUUUUAAAACUAGACUAACAGGGGGGAUUUCGUUACACAGAGACAACUGUGAUUAGACAAUAUAACUAACAGGGCUGAGCUUACUUUAUGCAGGGUUGCAUCAUGUAGGCCCAUGGAUGGAAAUGGCCAGUGCCCCAAAUCCUUAAAUUCCAUCCCUGUGUAGGCCUAUAUACAUCUGUAAUUAAAAGUUACAGGUGCAUUAACACAGUCUAGCCUAUGUCAUCACUAUUUAUUGAUUUGAUGAAUUUUGGAUUAAAGAAGUUUGAAUAUAAACCAAAUUUGAUUACAUUCACAUUUUCUCUUAACACAGAUAUAUUGGCUUUGGCUACAAAUACACAACGUUACGGUUUGGUUUCCCCUGGCCAGAUUGGACACGGGCACAAAGAGGCCUACAGUUGCUCAGACUGAUACAGCAUGUCAGAUAGCUAAUGUUUAGGUGCAUGUUGCUACAACAUUUCUGUAACAAGUUUUUGCUUGUGUCUAUCGGGAGUGAGUUAUUUUCCGUUUGCUAAAAUAAUACCGUAGGAAAGUGGAAUGUGCGCUCUGCUUCCUAUAGACGUGCGCCAUGCCUGACCUGCGAUUUCAGUGAAUCCGAUUGGACACAGAGGUGGCAGUGGCAGUGUGUCACACUCGCAAAUGCUUCACAAUUUAUUUAUUUGUAGGCUAUAGCCUUGAAAUAAUGUAAAUAAAGGUUAAUAAUAUAGAAAUAAUUCCUGUCUGGCUCCUGACGUAUUUAGAGUGUUUAUAUGCUGUUUAAUACUACACGUAGCCUCUUUGAAAUGAUGAGCGCUUCUAACAGUCACUUUUUCAUGUUGUUUACUAAAAUACUUUUCUUAAAAUCAUAUGGUUUGGUUUAAAUACUUCAAAACCAAAUGGUAGGUCCAGGUAGUCACAAAAAUAGAUGGGUGUUGGUUAAAUUGUGAUUUUAAUGAUUGGAGCGAAUAUGGAACGGCAGUUUUUUUUUCAUGUGAGCAAGGAGAGGUUUUUAGCACUCAACUCCGCUCAAAUACUCUGAUAGAGAACAGAAGAUGCCACAAUGUUUGCAUGAUUAAUGCCUAAGCUAAUUAAUUUCCAUGUGUCCUAUCUGUGCUUGGCGUUCAAAACAGUUAACGCACACUAAGCUAGCAGUAAUAUUACAAAUCGUAUUGAAACAUGUUCUCAGAAUGUUAAUUAAUUACCUUCGAAUAACCUAUAAUGUCCAUUCUCAGAACGUCAACAAAACCUCCCAGGGCAACUUUUAGGGAACCAUAAUAAAACAUUCUGAGAACCUCCCUGCAAACUAAAAACGAACGUUCCCAGAACAGCUGAAAUGUUCACUUUCGUUCUCAGACUGUUCAGACAAACAGAUUUUGGUGCGCAUUAAAUGGAGUCAUGAGUGCAUUCAAGUGCGUGUUCCGUGGCAAAUCUUCUGUUCAGGACAACUCAGGGUAUAAUGCAUGUAAUUUUAGUAACUGUGGAUCAAACAUAGAGAUCAUGAACUUUGAUACUGUAAGUUACAUGAGUUUUCAAAUAUGGAAAGUGCACAUUUGGACUCAUUUGGUUUGUUUGUAUGACAUCAAAGCGGUAUUUAUUAUAAUCCUCAAUGUCUCAUCUUUCAUAACACAUCGACUCCUCUCGAUUUAAAGCAUUUCCCUCACUCAGACAAUAACACAUGUGCAAAAGUAGCCCAAUUAGCGGGAGGGAUGGGGUUAUCUUCUUGUUGUGCACGGUGCUCAAGUUUAUAACAGCUGUCAGUCAAAACCCCUACCAGUGCUGUGAAGCGAGAACCUGAGCUCUGACGUCAUGUAUAGCGUGUUCCUGUACAGCCAAUGCAUUCCAAUUUAGGCGCUUAUCAAUAACAAAAUCUGCCAUUUUCAACCCCAUACACAUGGGCUGAGUGAAAAGGGCUAUGGGUUGCCCAAUUGCCUAGGGUAGGGCUAUUCAACUUCUUAAGAGGUCUGGAGCAUGCUGGUUUUCUGUUCUACCUGAUAAUUAAUUGCACCCACCUGGUGUCCCAGGUCUAAAUCAGUACCUGAUUAGCGAGGAACAAUUAAAAAAUGCAGUGGCACUGGCUUCACAGCGAGGUCCAGAGUUGAGUUUGAGGGGCCUAGGCCAAGUGAACUGUGCAGUCAGGCAAGUUGAGCCUGCUUUAAAGUUGCCCCAGGUGUAAAAAAAAAAAACGGAAAACCACAAAACUGUAAGGAAUUCAAAUAGGCAUAUCCUAAAACUGAUAUUUCUGGUUCAUCCCCAUUGUUUAAGUGAAAGACAGAUAAUUUAUGGCAGCCGGGCAUAUUGAGCCUGCUCUGUGGUUGUCCCAUUAAGCAGUGGAUUUUUUCAAUGGAGUUGCAAUGGUUCUAGAUUAAAAUAAUGCUCAGCCUACCACUGGCUUGGUUCUGACUGGGGGAGGAGCUCAGAGCCUGCAAUAAAAAGCGGCUGAUUCCGUCAAAGGGAAAACAGAUUUCUAGGAGGUUUUUGUCUGUCUGGGAACAGGUUUGAAGGGAAAUACGUUCUAGUGUAGUUUACUCGUAGAGUAAACAUUUUCUCUCACGCUAUAGAUUGUUGAUAGAUAUCUUUUUCCAUAGCUGACAGAAUUACAAUUCGUUUUCAUAAUGACUUGGUCUGUAAGCAGUUGUUUCAUCACUCUGGUCGUUCUGUUCCUUUGGCGGGUCGAAGACAUUGCAGAAGCUUGCAGAUGCGCCCCUGUGCAUCUUCAACAGGCUUUUUGCAGUGCAGACGUCGGUAAGGCAAUUUUGGCAACAUUUCUGACUUCUCAGCUUCUCUUCACAUGUUGAUAGAUGGGCUACUACAGUGGUUCUUAACUCCGGUAACCCCAACAGUACAUAUUUUUUAUUGUAGCCCUGGACAAGCACACCUGAUUCAACUAAUCAUCAGGUAUUUUUGUCUGGGGCUACAAUGUGUGCUGUUGGGGAUACUCGAAGGCUGGAGUGGCGAACUACUGGGCUACUACAUUAUCAAUGCGCAGAAUGCAAAAAUGUUAAGAAUUCUCUGGUCUUAAUAAUAAAAAAUCAUGACAUGAUCAUUAAGCCUAUAUUUACAUAUUCUCACAUAAGUAGGCAACAGUAAGCUGGGCUACAGCCAGGUCUCUCCAACCCUGUUCCUGGAGAGCUAUGCUCCUAAAUGUCUUCAAUCCAACCCGCUGUAAUUAACCUGAUUUCAGUUCAUCAACCAGCUAAUUAUUACUCAGGUGCGCUAGAUUAGGGUUGGAGCGAAAACCUACAGGGUGGCAGCUCUCCAGGAACAGGGUUGAGAGCCCUGCUACACGAAGCGUUAUAUUUGGCGUUAGGCCAACACACUAUGCCUACAGUUGAAUUGUUAUUUAUCCAAAAGCAUACAUAUAUCAACUAAGUUAAUAGUAUUUUCCUACAUUUAACCCAAGGUACUCAGUUGUAGGGUGGACUUUAAGUCAAAUAAUAGUGGUAGGCUACAGAUGCCAUAUCUUAAUUUGAGCCAGAUUCACAUCAGGAAAAUUAUCCUACAGCAACAAGAUGUGGAUUAUAAUUGAUAUAUUUUUCUGUUGGCAAAUCAAGUCUGACAUUUUAAAGUGGAAAUUAAUCAUUAGAAGGCUUUUCAAACCUUGAAUACACUCAAAGUUUGCAUUUCAUGCUGUGCAGGAAAAUUCCUGAAACAGGAUGAUCAAAUUAAGAUAUGGCAUCUGUAUCACUUAUCUUGGACAGUUAACAUUUCGCUCAUUUGUUCCUUAAAAAGGAAUGUUAUUCUCAGCCUGACUUGUACUUGAAUUAAGAACGCACAUAUGCUUCAUGAUUGUUAAACAAUGUUUUCUCUUUAGUGAAGUAGGUGACUACAAGUCUUCUGUACCCGCAGUAGCCACCAAUAUGAGAUUUUCAUAUUAAAUGGACAUUACACUCAAGUCUAAGUUUGUCUGUUUCAGACUUCAAAAGUGAUCUUGUGUUGCGGUAAAUCCACCUCCCAGGCUAUCUAUUGUGUAGAUCCAGCUACAUGCCACAAUCCCAAAUGAAUGGAGGAGAUGAGCACCAUGUAAUAUCCAUAUUUGCGGUGCUUAUCUUUCCUAUUCAUUUGGAGUUGAGGUGUAGUUGGAUCUGCAUAACUGAUGGUGGGGGAUGUGGAGCCAUCUUGAGGUCUGAAAACAUCUGACAAAUUUAGAAUGGCGUGUAAUGUCCCCUUUAAGUAGCUGGUACAGCUGUUAGUAAAAACCCAGUCUACUGUAGUUUCAUUAGAUCAGGAUGUCUGCAAAACAAAAACUCUAUAAUUCCAGUGAUAAAAGCAACAAGUACUACUAUGUGGUGUACUGGUCCUAAUGAUGAUGGAACAGCUCUGGAAUAGAGUGAGCUUGACAUCAUUACAGGAGAAGUUCAUCUGUUUGUCAAGGACAAAUCUAAAAAAGAAAGUGAGGUUGGCGCUGUCAGCACCUUCUACCCAGACAGAUGGGCUGUAUGUGACUGUCUGUGCCUGUGAAGGCUCCUCAGCAGGCCAGGCACAUUAAUUUUCUCUGAUUACAGCUGAUGUAACACUCAUGUGUCUCAGUCUUCCUACCAGCACCUGGUUGGCACCUGAACCAUCUGCAGGGCAGCAUAGUUAAACCAGGCGUGUUGAAUUAAAGGAGCAGCAGAUGACCAGAGCUAGGAAUCUAGGACCGGGGGGGAAAAUGGACUUAGUCGUCUGUUUUGGAGCAAACCUAGCCAAAAAUGUUAUACCCAAACAGCGUCAACACAUGCAAAAACAUUCUGAAAAGACUGUAAAAUCUUGGGUCUGUAAAGCAUUCUACUGUUCUUCUCUUAGAUCCUAUAACACCCUUAAACCAUCAGUGUCUGACUGACCAGUAACUUAAUUGAUUAUUUCAGUGGAGUUAAACCAUGUUUCUCUUCUAGUGAUCAGGGCAAAGGUGGUUGGAGUGACUGUUGGGUCUAACACCAAGUAUGACAUCCAACAGAUUAAGGUAUGAUUAGCCUUUUUAUUAAGUGGAUGUUCCUUCCUGCACUGCAACAUUGAAGCCCCCUGAACCCCAGUCUGACAGCUGGUCCCAAUUUGCUCCUUGGCCCAACCCUUCAAUGUUUGCAGAUCUUCUAGAUGGGUAGAAGCAGUGUAGUUGUGGAGAUUCCACCAUAUGGAAAAAUAGCUUCUUUUAUAGAAAUGAGUCUUGCUAGAAAGCACAUUAUUCAGUCAACGUUCCUACCAGUCCUACACUAUGGUGACAUCGUCUAUAUGAAUGCAGCUGCCAUUUUCAUUAAAGCUUUUAAAAGCAGUUUAUCAUAAAGCCCUUUAUUACUGGUUGCAUUCUCUACCAGGAAGUUGGUUGGCUCUCUUUGACGUCACGUAGGUUGCUAAAUUGCUAGAUUUUCAUUUAUAAAGCCCUUUUACUCAAACUCACUGUACCUAACAUCAUUACUAACCUUCAGACAUUUGAGUUACCACAGCCGGUCUCAGAUCAGGGAUGGCUAACUCUGGAAAUUCCUUUGGUCUCUACUGAGUUGGGUGAAUCAGCUUGACAUGUUUUUGUUCCACAAAUACAGUGCAAUCUUCAAAAUGUUCUAUAUGUGAUGUUUUGGUGCCUCUAGGGCUAUUCAGAAAGCUCAUUGAGGACCUAAUUGUUUGUUUUAAUUUGUGUUUUUCUGCUUAGAUUGUGCAUUUGUGUAAUUCAGGGAUCAUCUGUAAAUAAAUAAAAAAGACCUUGGUCUCAGUAUGACACCCUGAUAAAACAAAGGUUAGAUUAAUAAAUAUUUAUAGAUCUGCAAACUUCCAAGGGUUAGGGCUGAGGGGAUGGGGUGUAGGGAGGGAAUUAGCAAAGACUGACUGCCUGAGAGCUGCAGUCAGUUAGGUUCAAAACUGUAUAUGUUUGACAGAUCCUUCUCGCUCUCCUCCUUGUGAUUGGCUAGAUGUUCAAAGGUCCUGACCGGGUUAUCCACGCCAUCUUCACUUCAUCGUCUUCAGCCUCGUGCGGCGUGACUCUGGAAACCAACAAGGAGUAUCUCAUCACCGGUGCAGUUCUCACUACGUUACCCAAGUUCCAUUGGCAGCACUGGUUAAACUGCUCAAACUAUUGACUUUAUCUUGUACAAGAAAACAAGUGCUUUAGAAACAAUACUUUCUCUGUACAUCUUCAAGUUACACUUGUAAUACUUAAUAUGUUAUGAAUUUAAAUGUUUUAUAACGAUUAUAAAUGUUUACAACUAAUGCAUUACUUAUUAUGAUAAAUUCCAGUGUUCUGGGCUGCAUCGGUAUGUCUACCUGCUCCAGGGUAGUUUCCGGAUCUAGGAUCAGUUUCCCCUCUGCUAAUCUUAACCGUUCAUGGGGGAACAGAGGUGAAACUGAUCCAAGUUCAGCGUCUAGGGAACACUUUUACCCUACACCAGGUUUUCCCCACAGCACAGUGAUGGCUCACUGUCUCCUCUCUGUCUGCAGGCCAGCUGAAUACUGCUGGAAGGAUGCACAUAAUAACGUGUAACUUUAUUCAGUACUGGGAGGACCUGAGUGGCACACAAAAGAAGAGCUUGACUCGACGCUACCAAAGCGGCUGCGAUUGCACGGUGUGUGACUGGAAUUAUAGUAAUAUUACUAUACACCAGUUUUGUUCAAUAUUUACUCUGGUAAAACACACGAGCUAGCGUAUUGGGGUAAUGAUCAGUCCGUCAUCUUGGUCUUUCUCUCUCCUUACUCCGAUCCACAGAUCAUCCGCUGCUCUUCCCUCCCCUGUCCGGUCAGCACCCCAGAUGAGUGCCUUUGGACAGACUGGUUGUUGGAAGAUGGCCAAAGCGGACCCCAAGCUAAGAACUUUGCCUGUCUCAAGAGGAGUGAUGGGUCCUGUACCUGGUACAUGGGGAUGGCUCAAUCCAAUAAGUAGUUCCUGGAUAUUGAAGACUCCUGAACUCUACAGGCCAUCCGCUCCGUGACUAAAGAUGCCUGCAAUUAAUAACUGGUCACUUGUGUAAUAAAAAAAACUACUACUCAAAUAUAGUGCUUCAAGUGUUAAUUUCUUGUGCCAUUCAUCUGUUUUAAAAAAAAAAAAAACUGGAACCAAAGGUGUUAGUGAAACCCAAAAAGGGUGACAUCAAAGUGGUGUUGGCCGACGUGGUUGUGUUUCUAAAUAGAACAUUAUUCCUGAAAAAUACCAUCCGAAUGCCUGGGGCAUGUUCAGCUGGGCACGACAUUGUAAAACAUUCAGAUUGUAUUGUAGUGUCUAAACAGUUUAUGAUUUGUUGAUGUUUGCAAAUGGUGUGUUAGAGGAAGUCUUAUGUGGAGUCCUGGGAUUGGUUAAUGGGAAACCACCCAUUAUGUUACAUAGGAUAUAAAUACCAUGGUUGAAACAGGAGGGGUAGUAACAACAUUAAGAGAUUGGGCCAUUGUUCUCCAGAUGUCUGUAAAUUGGCGCUGAGAUCUUCAAUGUAAUAAAUAAUUAUAAUCGAGGACAGUGUCAGCGGAUUUCUUGUUCUCUCAGCAUCGUUUUCUCGACACUACAGUAUGUUAUGUACAUAAACAAACAGGCUUCUCUGACGUGCAGGCGUGGUUCCCUAGUGCACGCUAAAUAAAUCUUAAUUAAACUGCUGAAAACCCUCCCACUUGCUGGCCAACCGAUUGUCAGGGUUUUCAGUACAUUUAUCUAAAGUCAUCACUUUAAAUUUGUACUUAAAUUGUUUUCCAUUUCCUCGACACUCACUACCCCACUGGGCCAUAACUGGUUGAAUCAACGCUGUUCCAUGUAAUUUUUAACACGUGUUGAACCCUCGGCUCAUGCUUCUAAUGUUUGCAGAUUUCUAGAUGGGUAGAAGCAGUGUAGUUGUGGAGAUUCCACCAUAUGGAAAAAUAGCUCUUUUAUAGAAAUGAGUCUUGCUAGAAAGCACAUUAUUCAGUCAACGUUCCUACCAGUCCUACACUAUGGUGACAUCGUCUAUAUGAAUGCAGCUGCCAUUUUCAUUAAAGCUUUUAAAAGCAGUUUAUCAUAAAGCCCUUUAUUACUGGUUGCAUUCUCUACCAGGAAGUUGGUUGGCUCUCUUUGACGUCACGUAGGUUGCUAAAUUGCUAGAUUUUCAUUUAUAAAGCCCUUUUACUCAAACUCACUGUACCUAACAUCAUUACUAACCUUCAGACAUUUGAGUUACCACAGCCGGUCUCAGAUCAGGGAUGGCUAACUCUGGAAAUUCCUUUGGUCUCUACUGAGUUGGGUGAAUCAGCUUGACAUGUUUUUGUUCCACAAAUACAGUGCAUCUCUAUAUGUGAUGUUUUGGUGACCUCUGGGCUAUCAGAAAGAUAGGACUAUGUUUGUUUGAAUUUGUGUUUUUCUGCUUAGAUUGUGCAUUUGUGUCAAUUCAGGGAUCGUCUGUAAGUAAAUAAAAAAGACCUUGGUCUCAAGUAUGGGACACCCUGAUAAAAAAUCAAAGGUUAGAUUAAUAAAAUAUUUAUAGAUCUGCAAACUUCCAAGGGUUAGGGCUGAGGGGAUGGGGUGUAGGGAGGGAAUUAGCAAAGCUGACUGCCUGGAUAGCUGGCAGUCAGGUAGGUUCAAAAAACUGUAUAUGUUUGACAGAUCCUCAUCCGCUCUCCUCCUUGUGAUUGGCUAGAUGGUUCAAGGUCCAUGACCGGGUUAUCCACGCCAUCUUCACUCAUCGUCUUCAGCCUCGUGCGGCGUGACUCUGGAAACCAACAAGGAGUAUCUCAUCACCGGUGCAGUUCUCACUACUUACCCAAGUUCCAUUGCCAGCACUGGUUAAACUGCUCAAACUAUUGACUUCAUCUUGUACAAGAAAACAAGUGCUUUAGAAACAAUACUUUCUCUGUAAAUCUUCAAGUUACACUUGUAAUACUUAAUAUGUUAUGAAUUUAAAUGUUUUAUAACAAUUAUAAAUGUUUAUCAUAAUAAGUGAUGCAUUAGUUGUAAAUACCAGUGUUCUGGGCUGCAUCGGUAUGUCUACCUGCUCCAGGGUAGUUUCCGGAUCUAGGAUCAGUUUCCCCUCCGCUAAUCUUAACCGUUCAUGGGGGAACAGAGGUGAAACUGAUCCAAGAUCAGCGUCUAGGGAACACUUUUACCCUACACCAGGUUUUCCCCCACAGCACAGUGAUGGCUCACUGUCUCCUCUCUGUCUGCAGGCCAGCUGAAUACUGCUGGAAGGAUGCACAUAAUAACGUGUAACUUUAUUCAGUACUGGGAGGACCUGAGUGGCACACAAAAGAAGAGCUUGACUCGACGCUACCAAAGCGGCUGCGAUUGCACGGUGUGUGUGACUGGAAUUAUAGUAAUAUUACUUUACACCAGUUUUGUUCAAUAUUUACUCUGGUAAAACACAUGAGCUAGCGUAUUGGGGUAAUGAUCAGUCCGUCAUCUUGGUCUUUCUCUCUCCUUACUCCGAUCCACAGAUCAUCCGCUGCUCUUCCCUCCCCUGUCCGGUCAGCACCCCAGAUGAGUGCCUUUGGACAGACUGGUUGUUGGAAGAUGGCCAAAGCGGACCCCAAGCUAAGAACUUUGCCUGUCUCAAGAGGAGUGAUGGGUCCUGUACCUGGUACAGGGGGAUGGCUCAAUCCAAUUAGUAGUUCCUGGAUAUUGAAGACUCCUGAAC